This is a messenger RNA of Neltuma alba, 3396 nucleotides long. RefSeq names its product chaperone protein ClpB3, chloroplastic. The transcript is spliced from 10 exons. The record is from RefSeq and is a predicted model, not a curated record. Gene Ontology annotation, biological process: protein refolding; cellular response to heat. Lineage: Eukaryota; Viridiplantae; Streptophyta; Magnoliopsida; Fabales; Fabaceae. Gene Ontology annotation, molecular function: ATP binding; ATP hydrolysis activity. The coding region runs from base 212 to 3151 and encodes 979 amino acids. Gene Ontology annotation, cellular component: cytoplasm.
CGGCACAUUGCGCAUUGGGCGUGCCCAAACAAUUUGUGGAGGUUUCCACUGCCUCUUCGAACUCGCUCGAAUCCUCCACAGUCCACAAUCACUCAACUCUUUUUAUUUUUAGCCUUUACUCCACUUCCACGCAAACCUUCUUUGGUUCUUGUCCUCGUUCGUUUCCUAAUUGUUAACCGGAUAAGCUCACCGGAGUUUCUGGCGUCUAGUCAUGGCCUCUACGACGGCGUUUUCUGGGCUUAGCGCUCCUCAUUCGGUUCCAAUUUGCUGCAACAGAAACGAUGCUCGAUUUGCUCAGCCACAGCUCUUCCUAAGUUUUCCUUCGAAGUCGAAAUCCGCAUCUCUUAAAGCCUUAAAAUCCCUGCCAUUGAAUAGAACGGCUUCUUGGACCAAUGGUUUUCCGAGAAUUCGCAGAAAUUGUAAACGUUUCUCUGUCCGCUGUGAAGCUUCUUCAAGUGGAAGGAUUACGCAACAAGAGUUCACAGAAAUGGCGUGGCAAGCGAUUGUUUCAUCGCCGGAAGUUGCGAAAGAGAAUAAGCAUCAGAUUGUGGAAACGGAGCACUUGAUGAAAGCUUUGUUGGAGCAGAAGAAUGGGCUCGCUCGCCGGAUCUUUUCCAAGGUUGGGGUUGAUAAUACCCGGUUACUAGAGGCCACUGAUAAGUACAUCCAACGGCAACCCAAGGUUCUGGGGGAAUCAGCUGGUUCAAUGUUAGGGCGUGAUUUGGAAGCAUUGAUUCAGAGAUCCAGGGAUUACAAGAAAGAAUAUGGAGAUUCAUUUGUGUCAGUUGAACACUUGGUUCUUGGUUUCGCACAAGAUCAACGAUUUGGAAAGCAGCUGUUUAGAGAUUUUCAAAUAUCUCUGCAAGCUCUAAAAUCUGCGAUAGAGUCCAUUCGUGGACGUCAGUCAGUUAUUGACCAGGAUCCUGAAGGGAAGUAUGAAGCCUUGGAAAAAUAUGGGAAGGACUUGACAGCAAUGGCUAAAGCGGGCAAACUUGAUCCAGUCAUAGGAAGAGAUGAUGAAAUACGUAGGUGCAUUCAGAUUCUUUCUAGAAGAACAAAGAAUAAUCCUGUGCUAAUUGGUGAGCCUGGUGUUGGAAAGACUGCAAUUUCUGAAGGACUUGCACAGAGAAUUGUUCAGGGAGAUGUUCCUCAAGCUUUAAUGAAUCGUAGGCUUAUAUCUCUUGACAUGGGUGCGCUUAUUGCUGGAGCAAAGUAUCGUGGAGAAUUUGAGGAUAGAUUGAAAGCUGUUCUUAAAGAAGUGACAGAAUCUGAAGGCCAGACCAUCCUUUUCAUUGAUGAGAUUCAUACAGUUGUUGGGGCAGGUGCUACGAAUGGUGCUAUGGAUGCUGGUAAUCUCUUAAAGCCUAUGCUUGGUCGAGGUGAGUUGCGAUGUAUCGGUGCAACAACAUUGGAUGAGUACCGGAAAUAUAUAGAGAAGGACCCAGCACUAGAGCGUCGUUUCCAGCAAGUUUAUGUCGAUCAACCUUCUGUAGAAGAUACCGUUUCUAUACUAAGAGGACUGCGGGAAAGAUAUGAGUUGCAUCAUGGAGUUCGCAUUUCUGACAGUGCACUUGUAGAAGCUGCAAUUCUUUCAGAUCGUUACAUCAGUGGGCGAUUUUUGCCUGACAAAGCGAUUGAUCUGGUUGAUGAGGCAGCUGCUAAACUGAAAAUGGAAAUUACUUCUAAACCCACUGCACUUGAUGAGAUCAAUCGAUCAGUCUUGAAACUGGAGAUGGAGAGACUCUCUCUCACAAAUGAUACUGACAGAGCUUCUAGAGAUAGACUAAAUCGUCUUGAGGCUGAGCUCUCUCUCUUAAAAGAGAAACAAGCUGAGCUGACUGAGCAGUGGGAACAUGAAAAGUCUGUAAUGACUCGUAUCCAGUCAAUUAAGGAAGAGAUUGACAGAGUAAAUCUUGAGAUCCAGCAAGCUGAGCGGGAGUAUGAUCUUAAUCGUGCUGCUGAGCUGAAGUAUGGCAGUCUAAACUCCUUGCAGCGGCAACUUGAAAGUGCAGAGAAGGAAUUAGAUGAAUAUAUGAAAUCUGGGAAGUCUAUGCUGAGAGAAGAAGUUACAGGAAGUGAUAUUGCUGAGAUUGUAAGCAAGUGGACAGGUAUCCCCGUUUCAAAGCUUCAACAAACAGAAAGGGAAAAGUUAUUGCAUUUAGAGGAAGAGCUCCAUAAGCGUGUUGUGGGUCAGGAUCCUGCUGUUCGGGCUGUAGCUGAGGCUAUCCAACGUUCGAGAGCAGGCCUUUCAGAUCCUCACCGCCCAAUUGCAAGUUUCAUGUUUAUGGGACCUACUGGCGUUGGCAAGACAGAGCUGGCAAAGGCCCUGGCUUCCUACUUGUUUAACACUGAAGAGGCACUCGUACGAAUUGAUAUGAGUGAGUAUAUGGAAAAGCAUGCAGUUUCAAGAUUGAUUGGAGCUCCACCUGGGUAUGUAGGGUAUGAAGAGGGAGGGCAACUAACUGAGACUGUCCGCCGCAGACCUUAUGCAGUAAUCUUGUUCGAUGAGAUUGAGAAGGCACACUCAGACGUUUUUAAUGUUUUCCUUCAGAUUUUGGAUGAUGGCAGAGUGACUGACUCACAGGGCCGAACAGUGAGUUUUACCAACACUGUUAUUAUCAUGACAUCUAAUGUAGGAUCCCAGUAUAUUCUUAAUGUCGAUGAUGACACUCCAAAAGAGCUAGCUUAUGAUACCAUAAAGCAACGGGUAAUGGAUGCUGCAAGGUCCAUCUUUCGCCCUGAAUUCAUGAAUAGAGUUGAUGAAUAUAUUGUUUUCCAGCCUCUAGACCGUGAACAAAUCAGCAGCAUUGUCAGGUUACAGUUGGAUCGUGUGCAGAAGAGAAUUGGGGAUCGCAAGAUGAGAAUCCAAGUGACAGAUGCUGCUGUCCAACUUCUUGGAAGUUUGGGGUAUGACCCCAAUUACGGUGCUAGGCCAGUGAAGCGAGUGAUUCAACAGCAUGUGGAGAAUGAACUCGCCAAGGGUAUCUUGAGAGGAGAAUUUAAGGAGGAGGACUCGAUUUUAGUAGACACAGAAGUCACGGCAUUUGCUAAUGGUCAACUUCCCCAGCAAAAGUUAGUCUUUAAAAGACUUGAAGCUGAUCCAGAAUCAACUGCUGAUGACAGCCGGGAAGCCUUCCCCCAGCCUCUCUGACUGCCUUUUCACACAAUUUUUGAGAAUGCAUGACCUUUCAUAUACCGGUUGAAGUCUUGUUCUGUGUAUAGCUUGCGUCUAUCCUAAAUUGAUUCUUCUAAUGUUGUUGAGUGGCCAAUACGAUGAUAAAUGAUAAUGCACCAUAUGUCUCUUGUGAAAAAUUGGGAUAGAUAUUCUUUCUGUGUCGCCACUCGAAUUCGUUCGCUCAAGCUAAGUAAACAACCAAAUAAUUGUUCUUGUAAUAA